CUCUUCUUGCCAACCGCUCCGUCAAAUAAGUAAGAUCAUCUUUCUUCGUUGGCUCAUCACUUUCCCAUUCGACACAUGGCCAUGAAAAUCCGUGGCUGUGUGCUGUGAAUGGAGAUUUACCUGAAGCUAACUGCGCUUGGAAUCAGCGAACCAGAAACCAACCGAACUGCUCCAUACAUUCGUCUAGAAAUGGGGGCGAAGGAACAAGUCUCUGGCCUCCCGUCAUGCUCGAAAGAGAAGAUGAUGUUCUACUAUGUCGUUACACGUUCGAAAAUAUGCUUGGCAUGCUGACGCUUGCUCUUGGCCCACCUCAUUGACGCCACACAGCCUCGUGCUGUGCCUGGGAUAUGGACUCGCAUGGUCGACAAGUGUGAGUAUAAGUAUAAGGUCUCACCAUACACAAGAAUGCUCCUGCACAACCGCACCAUCGCGCAGUAAACACCAUCCAUACUUCAACAAUUCCAUCAUGUCAGACAUCAAGAACCAGAUUGCCAACUUUGGCCCCAAGAACGAGGAACUUCUCGCGACUCUUUCCAAGACAGACUAUGCACCCGCAUCCCUCAAGCAGCAGGCCCUCUACAUCAAAGAUCUAGAAAGCCAGCUCGAAAAGACCAAGAAAGACUACCAGCACUACCAAUGGAAGACCAGAAUCGAAAAGGGCGAGUUCGGAAAGUACCGCGAUUCCACCAUGAAACGCUUCAUGCACAAGAUGGGAGGCAGCAAGGGCAAAGAAAAGUUCGCCAGCAAGACUGAAAAGGAAGAAAAGGAAUACUACGAAGCGCUCCAGGCCGAACGCCAAAGCAAAGACUCCCUCGAAAGCAUCGAGUCAGCACUGGGCGAGGCUCGUCCAGUGAAAGACCAAUACCAGCGCGACGCAAACGCAAAUGCCGCAGCACAGCAGGAACUCGACAACCUCUAUCACAUGAUCUUUGCCGGUCCCACGCCUGCUUUCCCCGAAGAAGACCAGAAAGAAUGGCCCUACUCGCAGGCUCGUGAAGCAUUCAACACGGCCGAACAGCACUACCAGGCUAUCGUGCAGGCUUCGCAUUGCCUCUCCGACGCUAACAAACGUUGCAUGCGAGCAAAGGCACACAUCGAGGAUGCUCUUGAUGCCUCGCGCCUAGACAUGUUUGGCGGCGGAAUGAUGGCCGACAUGGCGGAGCGCGACGCCCUCAGCAAAGCCCAAUCCGAGGCAUCCCAGUUGCAGAGCGCAGUCGACCAGGCGCGACGGAUGUAUCCUGAGCUCCAGCCUAUCGGGCCCGUCAGCAUUGCCCAGGGCAAUAUGAUGAGCGAUGUGCUCUUCGACAAUAUCUUCUCUGACAUGGCUUUCCACGACAAGAUCAAGGACUCUGCGGCGCAACUCAACAAUGUUGCCAGGACGCUGAUGCAGCGUGCGGACCAAGUCAAGGCUGAGGAGAGGAGACAGAAGGGAGAAUUAGAUGGGCUUGCGCAGAGACUGGGCAGCGCCAGGAGGGAUCUGCAGCUCGCCAGACAGGCGAUAUUCGAGAAGGUUGGGAGUGAGCAGCAGCUACCUCCGGCUUAUACAGCGACUGCUGCUGCAGGUUCCUUUUAGGUGGUGAGAGUGUGAUACCCGAUUUGUUUUGAUUAGCAUGCAGGUGACGAUUCAUUGGUGUUUUGUAUAGUCUUAGUGUAUUUUGCCAUACCAAAGUUCUUCAAAUUGUUGAUACAUUAGACCUGGGAGAAAUAUGCUGUACUCAUCUGGCUUUGCCUGGUGCAUGUGAUAUUAUUUUGUUCGCU
Pseudovirgaria hyperparasitica is the source of this 1758-nucleotide messenger RNA. RefSeq lists its product as uncharacterized. The transcript has a single exon. The record is from RefSeq and is a predicted model, not a curated record. The coding region runs from base 467 to 1573 and encodes 368 amino acids. Lineage: Eukaryota; Fungi; Ascomycota; Dothideomycetes; Acrospermales; Acrospermaceae.